GGCGAGCGGCAGUGAGAGAGAUGCGGUCAAAACGCCAUGAGUGACGAGAGGGGGCAGUAACCUCCGCAAUUAAUCAACUCUCGUCUCCCGUUGGCCGUUGCCGGCGAGCCGGCGACUCCGCCCUCGCCGCUGCCCAUCGGCUCGUAAUGGCGGCGGAGAAGCGCCUCGCAUACGCGGCCUUCCUCCCCGUGCUCCUACUCACGCUCCGCAUCCUGCCCUCCGAUUCCCCCAACGGCAGCGGCGGAGGCGAUGGGGGGCAAACCCUAGACCCGCCGGCGGCCAGGUACGUUGUGCGGUUCGUGGAGUACCGCCGCGCGGAGGAGCACCGGGAUUACCUGGAGGCCGGGCUCCGGGGCGCCGAGGCGCCGUGGCGGUGGGUGGAGCGGCGGAACCCCGCGGCCGCGUUCCCCACCGACUUCGCGGUGCUCGAGAUCCGUGACGAGCACCGCGACGCCGUCGUGGAGGCCGUCCGAGCGCUCGGCCGCGUCCGGGACGUGCACGCCGACGCCACCUACUCCCGGGGCGUCCUGUCGGCGGAUCUGCCGCCGCGGCAGGGGAAGCUGUUCACCGCCAUGUCGUUUGAGGGGGAGGAGGAGGGAGGGGGAGAAAAGGAUGUGGUGUGCAGCCGGAAGAGUAAUUCUUCUUCCGCUACUUCGGGGCGGAAGCUUUUGUUGCAGAGGUCACAAGUUACAUCUCUUUUCGGAGCUGAACGGCUAUGGGGAAGAGGAUUCACUGGUAAAAAAGUCAAAAUGGCCAUUUUUGACACCGGUAUUCGGGCUGAUCAUCCACACUUCCGUAAUAUUAAGGAGCGCACAAAUUGGACAAAUGAAGACACGCUAAAUGAUAAUCUUGGACAUGGAACAUUUGUAGCAGGAGUUAUCGCUGGCCAAGAUGCAGAAUGCCCUGGAUUCGCGCCUGACACUGAGAUAUAUGCAUUUCGAGUGUUUACAGAUGCUCAGAUAUCCUACACAUCAUGGUUCUUAGAUGCAUUUAAUUAUGCAAUAGCAAUCGGUAUGGAUGUCUUGAAUUUGAGCAUUGGUGGACCUGAUUACCUGGAUCUCCCCUUUGUGGAAAAGGUCUGGGAGCUCACAGCAAACAAUAUUAUUAUGGUAUCAGCUAUUGGAAACGAUGGGCCUCUUUAUGGCACAUUAAAUAACCCAGCUGAUCAAAGCGAUGUCAUUGGCGUUGGUGGUAUCGAUUACAACAAUCAUAUAGCUUCAUUUUCCUCUCGAGGCAUGACUACCUGGGAGCUUCCUCAUGGUUAUGGUCGUGUGAAACCCGAUGUUGUUGCAUAUAGUCGUGAUAUAAUGGGUUCGAAGAUCAGCACAGGUUGUAAGACCCUUUCAGGCACCAGUGUUGCAAGUCCAGUGGUUGCUGGCGUAGUAUGCUUGCUUGUUAGUGUUGUACCUGAAGACAAACGGAAAUCCAUCCUUAACCCUGCUGCUAUGAAACAGGCCCUUGUUGAGGGUGCUUCUAAGCUUUCAGGGCCAAACAUGUAUGAGCAGGGUGCUGGCAGGCUUGAUCUCUGGCAGUCAUACGAAAUCUUGAAAAAUUACCAACCACGUGCAAGCAUAUUUCCAUCUAUGCUUGACUUCACCGGCUGCCCUUAUUUCUGGCCUUUCUGCCGCCAACCUCUGUAUGCUGGAGCCAUGCCAGUAAUCUUCAAUGCUACAAUUCUGAAUGGGAUGGGGGUGAUUGGUUAUGUUAAGGAUCAACCUCUAUGGCAACCUUCUGAGGAUGUAGGCAAUCUUCUUAGUGUUCACUUCACCUACUCAGAUGUCAUCUGGCCUUGGACAGGGUACCUUGCUCUACACUUGCAAGUUAAAGAUGAAGGUUCUCAAUUUUCAGGCGUAAUUAGUGGCAAUGUUACUCUGACAGUUAACAGCCCAGCAGCUCAUGGAGAAAGCAGCCCACGAAGUAGUACUUGUGUUCUUUACCUGAAGAUCAAGGUUGUUCCAACACCUGUUAGGUCAAGAAGAAUACUCUGGGACCAAUAUCAUAAUAUCAAGUACCCAUCGGGAUAUGUUCCAAGGGAUUCCCUUAAUGUUCAUAACGAUAUCCUUGACUGGCAUGGUGACCACUUGCACACAAACUUUCACAUACUGUUCAACAUGCUAAGAGAUGCAGGGUACUAUAUUGAAACACUUGGUUCACCACUUACCUGCUUUGAUGCUAGCAAUUAUGGGACAUUGCUUAUGGUUGAUCUUGAGGAAGAGUACUUUGAUGAAGAGAUUCAAAAACUUACGAAUGAUGUUGUACACAAGGGACUCGGUGUUGCUGUUUUUGCUGAGUGGUAUCAUGUUGAUACAAUGGUUAAGAUGACAUUCUUUGAUGAAAAUACCCGCAGUUGGUGGACUCCGAUUACUGGGGGUGCAAAUAUUCCUGCACUUAAUGAACUUUUGGCACCAUUUGGCAUUUCUUUGGGGGACAAAAUACUUACUGGCGAUUUCUCAAUCAAUGGUGAGCAGACCCACUAUGCUUCUGGAACUGAUAUAGUGCAAUUCCCAGCGGGAGGUUUUUUGCAUAGCUUUGAACUUCAGGAAAACUCAAAGACUGCGCAAGAUCACAUAGGAACACUAGAUACACAACACACCCAGGGGAAAAGCAAGCUCUCCUCGAUUCUUGGAAUGAUAGAAGCAGGAGAAGGGAGGAUUGCAGUCUAUGGCGAUUCAAAUUGUCUUGACAGUAGUCACAUGGUAACAAACUGCUAUUGGCUUUUGAAAAAAAUUGUGGAGUUCACUGGCAAUAGAGUGAAAGAUCCCAUCCUUUUCUCAGAAGCAGCCAAGUUAAAAUUUCCAGUCUUUGAGAGCAUCCAUCAGCCAUCACGUAGACCAGAUGUAAACUUUUCAAUGUAUUCAACAGUCGUUGGCAAGGAAUUGAUCUGUCACCAGGAUUCCCGGUUUGAGGUUUGGGGAACAAAAGGUUAUGUCAUCCACCCAACAGGCACAACAAGAAAGCUCCCAGAAUACCAGAUGGAUGAAGGUUCUAGCACUUCCAAUCUGACAAUAAAAGCUUAUGACAAUGGACAAGAUGAAAUUGGCCUUGAAAGAAAUUUUUCAACACCUGAUGCUGCUAAAUUUGACGAUAAAAGAGACUAUUUUGGCUUUGUUGGACAUGAAGAGGUUGACAUAGGAAUGUUAACGGCAAGCCAAUGGAUGGUACCUUGCUUCGUUGCCACUUCUUGCCUAAUGUUGUACCUCAGUUGUAGAGUGCAACAAAAGCGUCGUCGGCGAAGGAAAGGGUCAGUGGCUAAUCGGCUAACAAGUAUGGUGUAACAUGAAACAUUGUUGGAGGGCUGAAUAUGAGUUUUAGCGGCUACGUUUAUGGCCUCCAGCCCUGGUUAGAAAACAGGGAACUCCAUUUUCUCAACAUGAUAGAAGUUGCUGGAGAUUCCUGAUCUCUGAUCUUUCCCACCACCUGAUGCGGCCCAUCUAGACGCAUUUUAGCUUAGCGACUGGUGGCACUUGGCUAACAUCUUCUGAGCUUAAGAGAGAUGAUCUGUCGCUUCUGCAACUGCAUGGAAAGCUUAUUGUGUGUCAACAUACAGGCGUUGCGACAUCGCCAUGUAGUUGUUUGUAGUUAUUCGAAAUUUUGUCCUUGAUAACGCAUUGCUUUAGCCACAUAAUCGUUGAGAGCUAAUUCUUUGGGUAUCAGGCAAGAGCUAAUUCUUUGCCAUCUCCUUCACUUGGAAGUUAGGAUAUGUUUUGAGGUGAAGGGGAUUUGAGCUUCUCUGUAGGUCCGUAAGUGAUAAGCCGCUAUCGGGGUAGCUUGAGCUUGCUUUUACAAACAAGGCUUAGGCUUCUUGGCAUGUUGUUUAUAAAGAGAAUUUUAUAGUGUUGAAAGGAAGCAAACUGUUUGUAACAAGAAGGCAGAUUGGCGCACUACGCCAAACCUCGGAUCUCAGAACACUUACUUUCUUGAGUUACAGUAUCUGUUGAAGGAAGCAAUCCAU
Molecule: messenger RNA, 3952 nt
Organism: Phragmites australis (common reed)
Lineage: Eukaryota; Viridiplantae; Streptophyta; Magnoliopsida; Poales; Poaceae
Product: subtilisin-like protease SBT6.1
Exons: 10
Coding region: 147-3275 (1042 amino acids)
Biological process (GO): proteolysis
Cellular component (GO): Golgi apparatus
Molecular function (GO): serine-type endopeptidase activity
Source: RefSeq, a predicted model, not a curated record